ACCGCGUGCCAGCCGUCAGUCCAGAGUCGCUUCUUGCUGAUCGAGCAACAGCAACACCAACAACAACAAGAGCCUGCAGCCGAACCCUCCACGCGCUCCCUUCAGUCUGCACGCGCCUUCGGUGCAACUUGAUUCGGUGCACGCUCCAUCAUCAGUGUGCACGUCCGUUCUUUCGGUGUGCACGCUCCAUUGUCAGUGUGCACGCUCCUGUUGCGCGUCGCCACGCGAGAGGCACAAGUCCAGUGCGCGCGCUCUCUUCCCUAUCUUCAAAUGCAUUUCGUGGAGAUGGACAACUCACGCCAAGUCCCGGUGCGCGUGCAGCUCUCAUCCUUGGACAGCAGGUCCCGGAUGGUGAGCACGAGCAGCACCUGUAGCACCGGUUCCAGCAGCAGCAGCAGUCCCGAACGCCUCCGGUGCACGCGCCGGCUCCGCUUCGUCGCGCUCUCCCCCCUGCAGACCCCCGUAUCGGUGGCGCGGCGCAACGAGCGCGAGCGCAACCGCGUCAAGCAGGUGAACCUGGGCUUCCAGACGCUGCGGCAGCACGUGCCGAGCGGCGCCGCCAGCAAGAAGAUGAGCAAGGUGGAGACGCUGCGCUCCGCCGUGGAGUACAUCCGCGCGCUCCAGAGGCUCGUGCACGAGCACGACGACACGGCGGCCACGGCAUCAUCAUUAUCAUCCUCUUCCCCGGCAUCGUCCCCGGCCGCGGAGUCCCCGCGCUCCGCGUGCUCCUCCUCCGACGAGUGCGGGGGAUACUACGAGACCUACGAGCCGCUGAGCUCCGAGGAGCACGAGCUGCUCGACUUUAGUACCUGGUUCGACGGUUACUGACUCACCUGAGGGGUUUUGGACACUUUUGUCAAAGCAAAAGAUGCUGCUGGCGGUGAGGAUUUGAUGGAAAACAGCAGCGUCUGAUGAGCUUUACUGGUUGUUUACCUCCAAACUUUUGGACUUCUGUCCUUAGAGAACUGGUGCUUCCAACAGGUGCACAGAUACGCACGUGCACAGGUGCGCUGCUGGGCUGUACAGGUGUACAGAUGUGCAGAUGCGCAGUCUCACCUCGUGCUGUAGGCUGGGCAAGUACAUGAAGACAGCCAUGCACUGUGAACAACCUGCUCACCUGAUCCAGCUCACCUGUCUGAGCUCAGUCUGAGCAAAACCUGAAGUUCAGCAGGUGCAUCGAUCCACACGAGUCCCACCCUGACUGUUUUUAUACUGGAUUUUAAAGUUUAUUGUUUUUAAUAUUGAAGUGUGCACUUGUGCUUUUCAUACCGACCUGUGUAUAUAAUGCAAUUGUUUUUUAUCAAGAGAAUGCCUAUUUUUAAUGUUUUUAAUGUAUAAUAAAACUGUUCUAUUUAUUCAGAAA
Molecule: messenger RNA, 1363 nt
Organism: Astyanax mexicanus (Mexican tetra)
Lineage: Eukaryota; Metazoa; Chordata; Actinopteri; Characiformes; Acestrorhamphidae
Gene: ascl1b
Product: achaete-scute family bHLH transcription factor 1b
Exons: 1
Coding region: 271-828 (185 amino acids)
Biological process (GO): regulation of transcription by RNA polymerase II; developmental process
Molecular function (GO): protein dimerization activity; RNA polymerase II transcription regulatory region sequence-specific DNA binding; DNA-binding transcription factor activity, RNA polymerase II-specific
Source: RefSeq, a predicted model, not a curated record